AUGGACUCAUCAGAUCAACUUGCUGUUGAAACCAUCAACUUAACUUAUAAGUUCCCAAACACCACUACCUAUGGUAUUGAAAACAUUUCUUUAGCUAUACCUUGGGGAUCUACUAAUUUAAUUAUUGGUCCCAACGGAGCUGGGAAAUCUACAUUAUUAAGGAUUUUAGCAGGAAAGACAUUGAUCAAGCAAGGUCAAUUGAAGUUGGGAGGUUUUGAUCCUUUUGAAUUCAACAUUAAUCGUAAUUCUCAAAGAAAUAGUGAUAUUAAUAAUUAUAUCACUUACUUGGGGAUCGAAUGGGCAUCCAAUCCUAUAGUUAAGCGUGAGAUCCCGGUAAACUUAUUAAUUUCUUCCAUUGGAGGUGAUAGCUUCCUGGAUAGAAGGGAUGAGUUGAUAAGGAUCUUAGAUAUUAACCCUGACUGGUUGAUGUCUAAAAUCAGUGAUGGAGAAAGAAGAAGGGUCCAAUUGGUAAUGGGAUUAUUGAAACCUUGGAAGUUAUUAUUGUUGGACGAAGUUACAGUUGACUUGGACGUCAUUGCUAGAGAUAACUUAUUGAACUUUUUAAAGAAUGAAUGUAAGACCAGAAACUGUUGUGUAAUCUAUGCCACCCAUAUCUAUGAUGGUUUGAACAAACAAUGGUGUGACAGAUUGGUUCAUUUGAAUAAUGGUACUAUUAAACAUGAUAUCGAGAUGACUCAAGUUAAGUUUGAAGCCAUUGAGAAAAUCCAAGAAGUCGAUUCUCAGUAUAGGAUUCCAGUUAGUAACUCAUUCCAUCCAUUAGCUCACUAUUGGUUAGGUGAUGAUUUAAAGGAAAGAGGUUCAAGACAAGAUGAGCAACAAAGAAUGCUUGAAAAACAUAAUGACUGGAAGAACGCCCGUGAUGGUAGUUAUUUCGAUGGAGGUGACGAUAAGAUCACCAGUUACUUCAGGAGUACAAGGAGUUAA
Messenger RNA from Yamadazyma jaroonii, 945 nucleotides. The record is from the annotation of a GenBank genome assembly. NCBI's taxonomy places the organism in Eukaryota, Fungi, Ascomycota, Pichiomycetes, Serinales, Debaryomycetaceae.